Messenger RNA from Fulmarus glacialis (Northern fulmar), 1191 nucleotides. It is a transcript of the gene DLK2, whose product is annotated as delta-like 2 homolog (Drosophila). The record is from RefSeq and is a predicted model, not a curated record. Gene Ontology annotation, biological process: heterophilic cell-cell adhesion; establishment or maintenance of epithelial cell apical/basal polarity. Bases 1 to 1191 code for a protein of 396 amino acids. Gene Ontology annotation, cellular component: protein-containing complex; plasma membrane. NCBI's taxonomy places the organism in Eukaryota, Metazoa, Chordata, Aves, Procellariiformes, Procellariidae. Gene Ontology annotation, molecular function: calcium ion binding. The transcript is spliced from 5 exons.
AUGCUCAGGAGCUUCUGCCUCCAGCUCAUGUCCUUGGUUUGGAUCCUCUUGGCCCAUUACCAGCUUGCCCAAGGUGAUGACUGCAGCGAGCGCUGUAAUCUCGCCCACGGCUGCUGUGACCAGGAUGGGAAGUGCAGGUGUGAUCCAGGCUGGGAAGGCGAGUACUGUGAGGAUUGCGUGCGUAUGCCGGGGUGUCUCCAUGGGACAUGCCACCAGCCUUGGCAGUGCAUCUGUCACACCGGCUGGGCCGGCAAGUUCUGUGACAAAGACAUACACAUUUGCGAACACCAGUCCCCAUGCCAGAACGGGGCUCAGUGCAUCUAUGAUCGAGAUGGGGAAUAUUCCUGCCUGUGUCCAGAAGGCUUCCAUGGGAAGGACUGUGAGAUGAAGACGGGGCCAUGUGAGAAGGCAGGGUCUCCGUGCAAGAACGGGGGGCAGUGUCAAGACGAAAAUGGCUUUGCCAGCAAUUUCACCUGCCGGUGCCUCGCUGGCUUCGUGGGGGAUCUUUGUGAGAACGACGUGGACGACUGCCUGAUGCGUCCCUGUGCCAAUGGUGCCACCUGCCACGAUGGGAUCAACCGCUUCUCCUGCCAGUGCCAGCUGGGCUUCGAAGGGCGUUUCUGCACCAUCAACAUCAACGACUGCGCCAGCCAACCGUGCAAAAACGGGGCAAAGUGCUAUGACCGCAUCAAUGACUAUGACUGCUUGUGUCCUGACCGUUUCACUGGCAAAACCUGCGAGAUCUCCGUCCCUGAGCCCACCUGGGCUCCCCCCUACCACCCUGUGAACCAUGAGAACAGCGGGGGCAUGAGAAGCACCACCAGUGAGAUGCCGGGUGUGACGCAGCCGGAGCCUGUCAGGACCGCAGUCACGGGGCGGCGUGUGGCCAACCACAGCGAGAAAGAGCCGGGGGGAGGGUUGUUGAAAAUCUCUGUGAAGGAGGUGGUAACCCAAAGGGACUCAGGGCUGAGCGAAGCCCAGCUGGUGACAGUGCUGGUGUUCGGGGUGCUGACGGCAGUGCUGGUCCUCAUCACCGUCCUGCUAAUGCUGAGGAACUGGCAGAGGGGCCGUCAGAGGUCGAACUGGUGCCAAAGCCCUUCUCAGGCUGCAAGGAAGCUCCAAGACCAGGAGUGUCAGGUGGGCAUGCUCAACACCAUCCUGAUCGAGCCCAGGAAGACGACGGAGCUGUAA